This is a messenger RNA of Astrephomene gubernaculifera, 1719 nucleotides long. The record is from the annotation of a GenBank genome assembly. NCBI's taxonomy places the organism in Eukaryota, Viridiplantae, Chlorophyta, Chlorophyceae, Chlamydomonadales, Astrephomenaceae.
GUUAUUGUUGGCACCAUAUAACUUGCUUUUCCUGGUUGCAAUUUCUACAGUCCUGGGACGCGGACUCUUACCUGCGAUCGGGUGUCACCUGAAGAUUUCUUGCCCUGUGUAGAGCGACAUAGCAAAAAUGGCAACCGGAAUGCCAUAUGGGCUUCAAGCCAUGCUUAAAGAUGGGCAUAAGCAUUUUAGCGGGCUUCAAGAAGCGGUCAUGAAGAACAUCGAAGCUUGCAAGGGUCUAGCGCAGAUCACCCGGACUUCUCUUGGACCAAAUGGCAUGAAUAAGAUGGUGAUCAACCACCUGGAGAAGCUUUUCGUUACAAGCGAUGCCAGCACGAUAGUUAGCGAGCUGGAGGUGCAGCACCCUGCCGCAAAGCUGCUCGUGAUGGCAGCAAAGGCGCAAGAGGCGGAGAUUGGCGACGGCACGAACCUGGUGCUGACGCUGGGUGGCGAGCUGCUGUCUAACGCCGAGUCGCUGCUGCGUGACGGGUUGCACACCGCGGAGGUGGUGGAGGGCUACCAGCGAGCGUGCGAGAAGGCUUUGGAGGUGUUGGAGUCGCUGGUGCUGCCCAACACCAAGGAUGUGGACGUGCGCGACAAGGCGGAGAUCGCGCGGCGCCUGAAGGGCUCCAUCAGCAGCAAGAUCAGCGGCUACGAGGAUCUGCUGGCGGGUCUGGUGGCUGAGGCGUGCAUCGAGGUGUGCCCCAAGAACCCCAACAACUUUAAUGUGGACAACGUGCGGGUCGUCAAGAUCCAGGGCGCCACGCUGCCCGACAGCCGCGUGGUGACGGGCAUGGUGCUCAAGCGCGACACGGAGGGCAGUGUGAAGGGCGUGACGGACGCCAAGGUUGCCGCCUACACGCAGGGGGUGGACACCUCCGCCACCGACACCAAGGGCACGGUGCUCAUUAAGAGCGCGGAGGAGCUGGAGAACUACUCCAAGUCGGAGGAGGCCAAGCUGGAGGAGUACAUCCGCGGCAUCGCGGACAGCGGCGCGCGCGUGGUGCUCAGCGGCUCCUCCGUGGGUGAGAUGGCGCUGCACUUUUGCGAGAAGUACGGACUCAUGGUGGUCAAGAUGCCCAGCAAGUUCGAGCUGGCGAGGCUGUGCCGCGCUACGGGAGCCACCGCGCGUGCUACCUUUGGAGCUCCCACUGCGGAGGAGCUGGGGUUUGCCAAGAGCCUGCGGGUGCAGGAGAUCGGCGGCACCAACUGCCUGGUGCUGCAGCAGGACGCGGCGCUGGGCUCCAUCGCCACCAUCGUGCUGCGCGGCUCCACAGAGGGCUUCCUGGACGAUGUGGAGCGGGCGGUGAACGACGCCAUCAACACCUACAAGGCGCUCUGCAGGGACUCGCGCAUGUUGGCGGGAGGGGGCGCGGCGGAGAUUGAGCUGGCGCGGCAGAUCGCCGACUUUGCCAAGAAGCAGACGGGUCUUGAGCAGUAUGCCAUUAACAAGUACGCGGAGGCCUUCGAGAUGGUGCCCCGCACCCUCGCCGAGAACUCCGGACUCAACGCCACAGACGCCCUCUCCGCGCUCUACUCCGCACACGCAGCCGGCCAGACCAACGCAGGACUGGAUGUGGACGGCGGCGCGCCUCGCGACCUUUCGACUUCCGACGGCAUUCUGGACCUGUUCUCCACCAAGUGGUGGGCUGUACGACUGGCGACGGAGGCGGCGUGUACGGUGCUCAAGGUGGAUCAGAUCAUCAUGGCCAAGCAGGCCGG